CUGAACAACGCACCAGCGACAUUCUCCCGCAAAAUGUUUCUAUUUUUUUCAUUUCGAAAUUGGUUUGCUUAGGAAGUAGUACACGAUCGGGGUCAGCAUCGAUCCUGCUCAUUAUCAUGUCGAUGUAAAGUCGUGCUUUGUCCUAGAAGUACGAUCCCUAGUCGAAGUUUACCACCUGAGAUCAAAACUACGAUUGAACGAACGACCACCUUGAACAACAUGGCGAAUUCCCGCAAUCCCAUCCAAAUCACGAAAAAGCGGCGAUUUUUCGAUGGUUAUGCUGACAUUGCCAACACUAGCCGCAAGAGCAUCGUGCUUCCCUCGCACGACAGUACGCUGGAGUUCGAGUGGGAGUUGGGAGACGUAAAGCCCGCCACCAUGGACCGCGAGCCCGUCACCAUUUACGAACCGAUGGACCUCGAGGAGUACGGGAUCGCCGUCAACGCCCGGCUGCUGACCAUGAACGGUAUCGACACCUCAAUUUUGACUCGUCUCCAGGUGGAGGAGCUGCUCCGGCAGCGGCCACUCACGAUGCGGUUUGCGACCAAGAAAAUACAGCUGAAGACGAAAGCGGAGGCCUCGUCCAACAGGCAUCGCCGCGGUGGAGGAGCUGGUGGUGGGUACCACAAUACUAUGUUGAGCACUGGAGCAGGUGCUGCGACGUCUAGUAGCAAUCAUAGUAGUACCAAAACACCGGUGACGCUAAUUCCCGCGGAGCCAAAAAAGAACGAGAUGGUAAUGGUAAAACGGCUUGCGUCACACCAGAAGACAGCUUGGGCCGGGCUCACGGAGAAAGACGACGCCCGGGAAGCCCGGAGGCGACGUUUUGAAGGCGGAGGUGAUAAGCAUGCAAAAAAUGCGCAAGUGCUGAUGAGUAGUGCAGCCACUGCUGCUGCAUCUUCAAGCGGAACGGCAGCGACAUCUUCAUCAUUUCUGGGUGCGCCGAUGAAUAGAAAUCAGCAAGCGCAGCUUACGAGUUCCGCGGAGGAACCCGAAUCGGAUGACGAGGAGGUGGUGACGGUCGGGCCCGUGACUGGGAAAUCGCUCGCCCUCGAGAAGUCGUACUUGCGUUUGACAAGCGAAGCCAAGGCCACCGAUGUGCGCCCAGUCGCGGUCUUGAAAGAGGCAUUUGCGCGGUUGGAAACGGGUGCGAAGGAAAAGUCCUGGAAUUACGUCUCCGAUCAGCUGCGUGCGAUCCGGCAAGAUAUCAACUGCAAAUGCUUAUGUAUCUUCGGCGACUGGGGCCAAGGAAACCAGAUGAAAGCAUUAUUGAUUUAUCGCAUCGGGCUGCAGCUUCGUGAUCGUGUGCUCCUCCUUGAAGACACGAGAGGCAUGUUGGUGUAUCAUGAUGUAUUCAGAUAAAAAUUCGCCCAAGCCAGAGUGAGAACAUUUAGUGACAACCAAGAUCAAUUUUUAAGUAUGCAAACCCCUUCGGACCCAGUGGAGACGGUAGAUAUUAUUUGCACCACCUGUGGAUAAUUCACUUGCUCGUGCAGAACCUGGGCAACACAGAAUUUGCGGCGACUGUGUACUCUAUGAAAUGUAAAAAUGUCUGGGUCUGGAAGAAUGCAACUUGUGAUGCUGAAUUUGCAUUCCAAAAAAAAUUUGUAUUGCAUGAGCAGCAAAGGCAAUGCAAGAAAUGUUGCUACGCGGAGAGGGCAUUUGUCAUGCGGAAUAGGCAUCGCGAAGCCCUCAAAAAAUCUGUGACGCUAGGGCAUGCAUCACAGACAUCAUGGCCAAUGCAAAACAUGCAUGACAAGUCUCAGAAUCUUCCAGACCCAGACACUUUUACAUUUGAUAUACUCGGCAAACGCGAUUUGGGCGCUGCACUACCGGGAUUUGGGCCAGUUUAUCAAAUGCAAAAAUGUCUGGGUCUGGAAAAUUGCCAGGUUUGUCAUGCAUAUUUUGCAUAACCCAUGAAGCCUGUAAUGCAUGACCUAGCGUCACAGAUUUUGAAAGGGCCUUCUGAUGCGUAUUCCGCAUGAGAAACGCCCACUCCACGUAGCACAAACUGAACUCCUUUUGCUGGCCAUGCAAUACAGAUUUUUUUAACCUUCCAAAGACAGCAUCACAAGUUUCAACCUUCCAGACCCAGACACUUUUGCAUUUCAUACAGUUUCAUCAGUGCGCCAUGCAGCUAAAGGCCAUGACCAGCGCUACAGCUACUUCAGAGCAAGAUGCUGAUACCACGCUAGAAAGUAAAGGUAAAGACACGACGAGCUGCAAGAAAAAAGUCCUUCCGCCGCACUUGGCAAAAGAGUUUCGUAUUUUGCGGGCGGUAUACAAUGCUUUCAUGGGGCUGGACCACAUCAAGGCUGACCUGCUGCACCCAACAGACGACGAUCCCGGCAUUCUCCUCCUGGUGGAUAGUUUCCGGCUCAAGCAGUUCCCGCGAUUUUUUCGGUUGCGGAAAAAGUGCACGGGGCCGCUCGGCGAUUUGUGCAGCUGCUUCGACAACCUUUUUCGAUGCGAGGCCCUACUGCGCUUCCUGGCCUGCUUCAAAAUAGAGAAGCCGAACGUGGAGGUGUAUCCUUUGCAAAAACGUUCCCACCCUAUAGUCAAGUAGUUGGCAAUCUAGCAACACAAAUCUCCAAGGUUUCGGAGCUGUGCAUGACAAGUUUCCCUCUGCAGUGUAGUGCUGGUUGGCAAAGGAAGCCGCAUGAGAAAGCCAUUUCCUCAUCCUGUUUACCGCAUUACAAAUUCCAAAACUAACACGAUUGGAAAUGCCUCUCAUGGAGCUGCGCAUUACAAAUGUUCCUGUCAUUGCGCAUUUGCGUGACAACUCUGGGGUGGGGACGUUUUUGCACAGGAUGAGGUGCUUUCCUGGUACAUCGGGGAGUCGGAGGAAGAACUGGUAUGUCCUGCGCAAACGUUACAAUCUCAAACGUUACAAUAGAGUCUGGAUUUUGUCUUGCAUGAAGAGCAUGAGGAACGUACGUAGAGUUGCGCCUUUCGCAAUACAAAUUUCGCCGGAUAUCAAUGGGAUUUUGGGUUCCGAAACUUGUUGUCAUGCGCAAACCUAUGGGACUACGGUACUAGAUCAUGCACUUCCUGCAUCACAGAUUGAGAUUUCCAUAUUCUAUUGUAACGUUUGAGAUUGUAACACCUGAGGAAAUUAUAACUGGCUCGCUUCUUCUCCGAAACUGCGCGUCUGAAGGACUGGGCAACCCGAAUUACCAAACCGCUGGAACUGGCGGAAGAGCUUCGCAAUUCCGUGGCCAUGAACAUUCGCCACCAAAUGAAGUAACGAUGAAAGAAGUCAUGAUUCCAGUGUAUCUCCUGACCUGUGAUGUACUUAUUUUACCGUUAUUCGCUAUUUGAACAUGAUGGACUCGUGCCGUUUUGAACAGUAUCGGCUAGUUUCCACAUGACGCUGAUGAAGGAAAUAUUUGAACUACGUGAUGAUGGUGCAUCACUCAGCUGUAGCUGCUCUUGAUGUUGUAAGUACCUCUUUUCUUUUGUUUCGGUCAGACGCUGUUUCUGUUGAGCCAAGCAC
Amoebophrya sp. A120 is the source of this 3496-nucleotide messenger RNA. The record is from the annotation of a GenBank genome assembly. Lineage: Eukaryota; Dinophyceae; Syndiniales; Amoebophryaceae.